UAACUGUCUAACUUUCGCAUACGUGACUGGCGACAGUUUGUUCACACGUUACAGCCAUUCUCUGGCGAAAGGCUUCCAAUUCUGCAUGUUGGAGGCGCUUAUUUACAAACUCUGUGGAAGCACUGAAGCAGUAUUACUUUUUACGCUUUUACGGUGCGGUAGAGUAAAGAAAUCGUGAGUGCAUCGUGUGGAAUUUCAAGCUUGAAACUAAAGUGAAGUAAUUAUGGGAGACCGAUACAAUAUUCACAGUCAACUAGAACAUUUGCAGUCAAAAUAUAUUGGCACUGGUCACGCCGAUACGACCAAAUUUGAAUGGUUGGUGAACCAACAUCGAGAUUCUUAUGCUUCGUAUAUGGGACACUGUGAUCUUCUUAACUUUUUUGCUAUCAGUGAAAAUGAAGCGAAAGCUAGAGUGAGAUUUAACUUGAUGGAGAAGAUGUUGCAGCCUUGCGGCCCACCACCUGAGAAGCCAGAAGACUGAAAUAUGUUGAUUCGUUCCCGACACAAUUUGAGACAAUGUUUGGGCUCGGAGGUUUUUAAUCCUCUAAGCGAGAGAGCUAUACAUUUAGAAUUUGUAGUUUUGUACCACUUGUGCCCAUUGGUGGAACAGUGUAUUGACGUAAUUAAAAAAAAAAAAAUUAAGAAAGAUCCACUUAACAGUUUCGCAUGUCUAAUCAGAAAUGCUUUUGUAGAUAGCUACUAAUUCAUAAAACAAUUUAAUUUCAACUGUAGCUUUAUUUCGACAUAGCCAAAACACGGGCACAGUGAAAAAAUUAAGUUUAUUUGUGUUUGUCUUUUGCAAUCAGUUCCAUAAGAUGUAAAGAAAAAGAAGAUAAGUAACAUACGUUGAUUAGUGCGAAUAACUGAAGAUGUAACUCAGCAGUUAUAGUUGACUAUGGUAUGCAAACUUUCGUUAGUUAUUUAAAAGCUAAUGCAAACAUUUUCAACCAUUCCAAAUACUUUAAUACAUUUUUAAAAUAUUUGUAGUUAAGUAGCAUAACGUUACUCUUUAUUAGUAAUGGUUUGAUUGAUCUGUCUUUCAUGAUUAGACACAUAGUACAUUACACAGAACAAUAGUGAGGAGAACCUUUUGAAUGCAGGAAUUUUAAACUAAAACUGAUAUAUUUAGAUUUAUUGCCCAAUUCACAGACUACAGAAAUGGGUCUGUUUGAAAGUAUUUGUUUACAAAUUUAUAUAAUUGCUAAUAACAUGUGAUUAGUGUAAAAUAUUCCUCAGUUGAUGUAGCCAAGGUCCGUCUAAAGAAACUGAUUACAGUGAUACAUUUACUGAUCUUGUGAUGGCAUUUAAAAUGUGCAGUCAAUGAAAGGACUUAAAUAAAGGAAUGUAAGGCUAUACUAAAUUCUUGCUCAAACUAGUGGGUACUUGUUUACCACCAAUAAAUUGAGGCUCUUAUUAUCCUGUA
Schistocerca americana (American grasshopper) is the source of this 1423-nucleotide messenger RNA. RefSeq names its product splicing factor 3B subunit 5 (gene Sf3b5). The record is from RefSeq and is a predicted model, not a curated record. The coding region runs from base 224 to 481 and encodes 85 amino acids. Lineage: Eukaryota; Metazoa; Arthropoda; Insecta; Orthoptera; Acrididae. Gene Ontology annotation, cellular component: precatalytic spliceosome; U2 snRNP. The transcript has a single exon. Gene Ontology annotation, biological process: mRNA splicing, via spliceosome.